GCUGAACUGAAGCGGUGAAAUCCCAAACAAAAUAAAAACACAGAGAGAGAGAGAGAGACGAAACGACGAAGUGAUGGCGAGCGAGGAAGAGAGCACAGUGAAGGAGCCGUUGGACUUGAUAAGGCUUAGCCUCGACGAGCGUAUCUACGUCAAGCUCCGGUCUGACCGUGAGCUCCGCGGCAAGCUUCAUGCUUAUGAUCAGCAUUUGAAUAUGAUUCUUGGUGACGUUGAAGAAAUAGUUACUACUAUUGAAAUUGAUGAUGAAACAUAUGAAGAGAUUGUGCGGACCUCAAAGCGCAUGGUUCCUUUUCUCUUUGUUAGAGGAGAUGGUGUCAUUCUCGUUUCACCUCCUUUAAGGACAGCUUGACUUGGCUCACUCUUUCAGUAAGUAAUUGUGACAGACUUCAGCUAAUGCAUGACUAUGUAAUUGUACUUUUAUAUUGCUGAGUGAAUGAAGUUCAUGGUACUAAACAUUUAGGAUAAGGAAUUUGAUUGUACAUUUUGAGAUGAUUGAAUGAAUGAAAAUUUAUUUAGUUUCA
This is a messenger RNA of Ziziphus jujuba (common jujube), 539 nucleotides long. Its product is annotated as sm-like protein LSM3B. Bases 74 to 367 code for a protein of 97 amino acids. Gene Ontology annotation, biological process: mRNA splicing, via spliceosome; P-body assembly. NCBI's taxonomy places the organism in Eukaryota, Viridiplantae, Streptophyta, Magnoliopsida, Rosales, Rhamnaceae. Gene Ontology annotation, cellular component: P-body; Lsm1-7-Pat1 complex; U4/U6 x U5 tri-snRNP complex. The transcript is spliced from 3 exons. The record is from RefSeq and is a predicted model, not a curated record. Gene Ontology annotation, molecular function: RNA binding.